Messenger RNA from Dothidotthia symphoricarpi CBS 119687, 1750 nucleotides. RefSeq lists its product as uncharacterized. Gene Ontology annotation, cellular component: nucleus. The transcript is spliced from 2 exons. Bases 9 to 1688 code for a protein of 559 amino acids. The record is from RefSeq and is a predicted model, not a curated record. NCBI's taxonomy places the organism in Eukaryota, Fungi, Ascomycota, Dothideomycetes, Pleosporales, Dothidotthiaceae. Gene Ontology annotation, biological process: mRNA splicing, via spliceosome.
CACGCAACAUGAACAACCAACAGUUCCGGCGGCUGCUGCUGAGCGACACACAGAAACAGCAGGAUGAUGGCACGCCCAAGCCGUCCUCGUCGCGCACGCCUGGCACCGUCUUGGGCGCGCGCAAACACUCCAGCAUACCCAUGACACCUCGCCAAGUAGGCAGAGGCUCUAUUCAGUCAGAUUUUGCCCGCCAGCUCGCCGAACGAAACGCAAAGGCCAACCCGCAGAGAAAGGCCAGAGCGUCCGCGCCCAAGGGAACGAAGCUCGCUGAAGGCUACACCGACCGCACCAAGGAGCGCGUGGACCCCGAGGACAAUGAGAUUGCGAAGCGCAUCAAGAACCUGGAGGAUGCCAUGAAAUUGGGCCAGAUCGACCGCGAGACGUUUGAGAACUUGGUGCAGGAGAUUACUGGCGGUGAGGUUGAGACAACGCAUCUAGUCAAGGGUCUGGAUAGGAAGCUCCUCGAGAGAGUGAGGCGGGGAGAAGAUGUCCUGGGCAGCGAGGAGAAGGUUGAAGAAGAGGAGCCAGGGUCAGAGGUGGAGGAUGCGUUCGACGAGCUGGCGGAUGAGGAUGUUGGCCCUGUUGUGCGUGAGAAGGCGGAGAAAAAGGGCGAGAGAAUGACCACACCACCGCCUGUCGCGGGAGUCAAGAGGAGUCGAAACGACAUCCUCAAGGACCUGAAGAGGCAGAGGGAAGAAGCAGCUAGGCUUGCCGCAGAAGAGCACGAAAAGAAGUAUCCAACCCUGGGGUCCGGCUUUCGGAAGGUCACUGCAAAGGAGACGUCGAGGGUCGAAGUUGACAACAGAGGCCGCGAAAUCCUUAUCAUCACAGGUCCAGAUGGCAAGGAAAAGAGGAAGGUCAAGAAGCAGAAGGUAGAUGACCAGCCGGCGCUUGAAGUGCGGCAUGAUUUGGACGACGUUGCGAAGCCGAUCAACAUGCACAAUCUGCCGGAGCCCAAGAAGGAAGAGUCCGAGGAGGAGGAUAUCUUCGAGGGUGUAGGGUCGAACUACAAUCCGCUCGCAAAUUUCGACGACGAAGACGACGAUUCGGAAGAAGAAGCCGAGGCCAAGGUGCCGGCUACCGAGCCAAAAGCUGCAGCCGACGAAGAUCUCUCAGAAGGAGAAGCAUCGGAAUCGGGCGAAGACGUCCCAGAAGCGUCCACAUCCACCCUUCCAAAACCCUCCGUAUCCGCAAAACCCGCAAAACGAGACUACUUCAAAUCUACCACUGCCAGCACCUCCGCCACCACCGAACCAUCCCUCUCUUCCGCCGACGCCACUGUACGUGCUGCCCUUGCCAAAGUCCGCAACCUCGACGAAAACUCCACACUUCUGCAAAACCUCUCCGGUGCCGACCCCUCCUCCGCCGAAUCCAAAGAAGCGCGCCUCAAGAAACGCGCCGCCGAGCUCGCAGCUACAGACCGCGAUAUGGAGGAUAUGGAUCUCGGGUUCGGUGCGUCGCGAUUCGACGAUGCAGAUGAGAUGGAGCGGGAAGGAGAGAAGGUCAAAUUUAGUGAGUGGAAAGGGUUGGGGGCCGGCGGAGACGAGGACGACGAAGAUGGCGAGAAGAAGAAAGCGGAGAAGAGGAAGAGAGGGCCCAAGAAGAAGAGGGGCGACAAGAAUAAUCCCGAGGACGUACUGAAGGCUAUGGAGAGGUUGAAGGAGAAGAAGCCCAAGACGUUGGGUUGAUGGUGUUUUCACGUCUCUGUAGGAAUAAUAUACUCUCUCGCGCCCUCUGUACUAAACAAUAC